Stylophora pistillata is the source of this 645-nucleotide messenger RNA. Its product is annotated as small nuclear ribonucleoprotein Sm D2. Gene Ontology annotation, cellular component: small nuclear ribonucleoprotein complex. Lineage: Eukaryota; Metazoa; Cnidaria; Anthozoa; Scleractinia; Pocilloporidae. Gene Ontology annotation, biological process: RNA splicing. Gene Ontology annotation, molecular function: RNA binding. The record is from RefSeq and is a predicted model, not a curated record.
GCCAGCGAUUUUUAGGACGACAACGCUCAGGAACGUUUUACUCUUCAAACAUUUCUGAAGCCGUGUUAACAAUCUUAAAUUAUCCAGAUAAAAAUAUGGCAUCCUUAAUGAACAAGCCCAAGAGUGAGAUGACACCAGAGGAACUCUCUCAGAGAGAGCAAGAAGAGUUUAACACGGGUCCUCUUUCCGUCUUAACGCAAUCGGUGAAGAAUAACACUCAAGUUCUGAUCAACUGUCGAAACAACAAGAAGCUGCUAGCUAGGGUAAAAGCUUUUGAUAGGCACUGUAAUAUGGUCUUAGAAAACGUGAAAGAAAUGUGGACUGAAACACCCAAGUCAGGAAAAGGAAAAAAGGCAAAACCAGUCAAUAAGGAUAGAUACAUUGCCAAAAUGUUUCUUCGAGGAGAUUCUGUGAUCUUGGUGUUGAGAAAUCCAAUGGCAGCUGGAAAGUAAACUACGAAUCAUUCUUGUAUCGUUUUGUGUAAAAAGGAACUCUGAUGUAAGUUUGAACUUUUCUCUUCCAAGUUGGAGGACUGUUAAAAACACCUACGGCAACACUUGGAUUUUUUUACAAAUAACUUUAUACGCAUUUAUGAAAGAGUUGUUGUAGAUGAAUUGUUAAAAAAAUGAAGUGCUCUACGAGGUA